GCACGAGAGCCCGCGGCCGGCGCCUCCCGACGCGCCUCCAGAGCUCACCUACAGGCUGCUGCGCAAGAAUUUCCCUGAGCACGAGUUCGAGCUGCUGGUGCGCACCCUGGAGGAGGCGGGCUUCUCCCCGGCGCAGAACGCCGAGCCCCCCCCGGCGCUGAUCUGGGUGGGCCCCGCGACCCGGCCCUCCGCGGGCAUCGGGCCGCGCACACGCGUCAACCGCUUCGGGGGCCGCUGCGCGCUCACCCACAAGCACGAGUUCCUGCGGACUCUGCGUCGUUCCUGCUCCCAGAGGAGGCUCUGGAGCUCCGGCGGCGCCUGUCGAGCGGGGGCCGCUGGGUGGUUAAGCCGCUGCGGUCUGGCUGCGGGAGGGGCGUGCGCUUCACUGCCGAUCCCCUGGGCUCGGCCGAGGGCCCCUGCGUGGUGA
Prorocentrum cordatum is the source of this 427-nucleotide messenger RNA. NCBI's taxonomy places the organism in Eukaryota, Dinophyceae, Prorocentrales, Prorocentraceae. The record is from the annotation of a GenBank genome assembly.